CGGGGACGGGGUGAGGUUUCUGGCUGCUGGGGGUGUGCUGGCAGCACUGCUUCCCCUGCACUCUCCCGCCGGGCUUCGCCACAGAGACCCUGCAGGAGACACAUAUUCUGCAGGGAGUUUUAAGAGUUGGUUUUUUUUUCACAGAACGCGGCUUUGGGCCAUCGCGUGUGCUGGCGAGUUUUGAUCUGGAAUCGGUUCUGGAAACGCAGGGCAAAGGAUCAAUUGAAAUUAUCUCCCUGUAAACUGAGGAGGAACGUGGAGGACCUGGACUGAGCUUUAGCCUGGCAUUUUCUGCUCAUUUUUGCUCAUGCUGAAAAUUCUUCCCUAGGUGUGUCCCUGGCAGCAUGGAGUCACGCUGCCAGCUUUGGCCGUGGGCAGUAUUUGUCCUCUUGGCUGCCCCGCAGCUGCUGGGCGCACAGCAAGCCUGCUCCCGUGGAGCCUGCUACCCCCCCGCCGGAGAUGUCCUGCUGGGACGAGUCCACCUCCUGAGAGCCUCCUCCACCUGCGGCCUCACCAAGCCCGAGACGUACUGCACACCCCACGGAGAGUGGAGCAUGCGAUGCUGCAGGUGUGACUCACGGCUGCCGCACGCCUACAACGGCCACCGCGUGGAGAACGUCCUGUCCUCCGCUGGGCACUCGCGCUGGUGGCAGUCCCAGAAUGGCAUCGAGCGCGUCUCUUUGCAGCUGGACCUGGACCAGACAUUCCAGCUCAGCAGCAUCGUGCUUCACUUCAGGUACCUGCUGCCCACUGCCAUGCUGAUAGAGCGCUCCACUGACUUUGGCAAGACCUGGGAGGUGUACCAGUACCUGGCCUCUGACUGCGCCGCCGCCUUCCCCCACAUCCCCCGGGGCUCCCCGGAGAGCUGGCAGGAUGCUCGGUGCCAGGUGCUGCAGGGGUACCCUCUGCAUGGCGGCAAGGUGAAAUUCAGUGUCCGAGACCUGGCAUCUACCAUCACUACCUCUUACAGCCAGACCAUUGACAGGCUGGGGCAGUUCACAAACCUGCGGAUCAACUUCACCGAGCUCCCCCACAUAGCGCGCCAGGGCUACCACUCGCCCAGCACCUUCUACGCUGUGACGGAGAUGCAGGUGCUGGGGAGCUGCUUCUGCCAUGGACAUGCUGACCGCUGCGACUCUUCGGGAGACCUGCACGCUGCGCAGGUCCACGGGCACUGUGUGUGUCAGCACAACACUGCCGGUCCCAACUGCGAUCGCUGCGCUGCCCUCUACAAUGACCGGCCGUGGGCACCCGCGGAGGACGACGACCCCCACGAGUGCCAGAGGUGCAACUGCAACGGUCACUCGGCAUCGUGCCGCUUUGACCCGGAGCUGUACCGUGCCAGCGGAGGGGUGAGCGGGGGUGUCUGUGAUGACUGCCAGCACAACACUGAAGGCAACAACUGUGAGCAGUGCAAAACUAACUAUUUUCGCAACCAGCAGCAAGAUCUCACCCAUCCUGAAGCCUGUUUGCCCUGUGAAUGUGACCCGGAUGGCACCAUGCCAGGCUCCAUCUGUGACCCGCUGACAGGGCGCUGCGUGUGCAAGGAGAAUGUGCAGGGGGACCGCUGCCACCUCUGCAAGCCGGGGUUCACCCAGCUGGCUAACGCCAACCCCAUGGGGUGCCGCAGAUGCACCUGCAACGUGCUGGGAACGCGGCAGGACAUGCCCUGUGACGAUGAGACGGGGAGGUGCUUCUGUCUGCCCAACGUGGUGGGGAACGACUGCGACCAGUGCGCGGCUGAGCACUGGGAGAUAGGGAGUGGCCAGGGCUGCCAGCCCUGUGGCUGCCACCCGCACGGCUCCCACAGCCCCCAGUGCAACCAGUUCACAGGACAGUGUCCGUGCAGAGAAGGCUUCACGGGACGGACGUGCUCUGCCAUGCAGAUGCAGGUUUGCCCAGACAGGCACUACGGAGUCAUCCAAAGAGGGUGCACAGAGUGUGACUGCGACUUCCAGGGCACCGAGGAUGUGGGGUGCGACAAGACCACGGGCCAAUGUCUUUGCCGCCCAGGUGUCACUGGCCCCCGCUGCGACCAGUGCCAGCGGGGCCACUGCAACACCUACCCUGGCUGCGAGCUGUGCCACCCUUGCUUUCGUGCCUAUGACGGGGACAUCCAGCGCCUGCACCUGCGCCAGGCUGGCCUCAGCAACUCCACCUCACGGAUGCCCCUGGGGAGUGGGGGCUCCCGCCUCGGCCCCCGCCUCUCACAGGCAGAGGCCAACGUGCAGCAGGGGCAGAGCAUCCUCGGCCACUCCUCUGUGACAGAGCAGAGCUUUGCCCAGGUGGGCAGUGCGCUCGCUGCCAUCAGAGAGCAGGUCCAAGGCAUAAAUCCUGAUCUUCAUUUUCUGGAUGAGACUGCCUCUCUAUCAAGGGAGCUCGAAGCCCUCAACAGCAGCUUGCUCAUCACUAACACCCAGUAUCAGAGCAAGAAGACCCAGUUUGAAACCAGCCACAGCACGGAUCUGUCAGGAGCCUUCAAGACAAUCAGAUCUGCUUAUCAGACAUCCACCAAUGCCAGCAGCCUUGUUGCUGGUGCCUCUGGGCUGCUGGCCGAGUCCCGGGAGAGCCGCAGGAGUGCCGCGGGGCUGGAGGGGGGGCUGGCAGAGGCCACCUCCAGGCUGCUGGCCCUGAAGGGCGAGAUAGCCUCAUCCCCCAACCUGACCCCUGUCAUAAAUAAGAUCUGCGGUGGCUUCCGAGUGGAGACGUGCACACCUGCCCGGUGCCAGGGGCUGCUCUGCCCGCGGGACAACAGCACUACCUGCGGGGCCACCCGCCCCUGCCGCGGCAUCUUCCCGCUCGCCAGUGCGGCCCUCGCCACGGCUGGGGAAGCUGCCAGGGAGUUUCGCAGCCUGAGCACCCGGCUGCAGGAGACGGUGCAGCUGGUUAAAACGACAGAGAUGUCUGCAAACCAGAUUCAGAGCAGUACUCGGCGGCUUGUGGAGCAGAUGACCGUAACGAGGACCCAGAUAGAAGGAGAUGUGCGGCGCAUCCAGCAGUUCAUCCAGCAAGUUCGGAACUUCUUGUCAGACAAGGACACGGACCCUGCCACUAUCCAGGAAAUCAGUGAGUCUGUUCUCUCCUUACGUCUCCCCACGGAUGCUGCUGCUGUCCUGAGAAAAAUGACUGAGAUCCAAAAAUUGGCGACUAAGCUGCAGUGCCCAGAGAGCAUACUUGCCCAGACAGCCGAGGACAUCGCAAAGGCCAAGCAGCUUCAGCAGGAGGCUGAACAAGCCAGGAACAGGGCGAAUGCUGUGGAGGGCAACAUGGAAGAGGUGGUCAGGAACCUGCGGCGAGCAAACACAGUGCUCCUGGAGGCCCAGGGCGCUAUCAGGGGCUCUGGCUCUUCCCUUCGGUUCAUCCAGGAGCGCAUUGAUGAAAUUGAGGCUGUUCUUGGUCCAGCUGACAAGAGUGUGAAGUCCAUGGCAAGCCAGCUGGACGUGCUGAUGGAGAGGCUCUCACAGCUGCAGCGCGGCGCGGACCAGAACCGCCUGCGGGCCACCGACGCGCAGCAGACGGCUGGGGUGGCGGGCGAGCAGGCCAGGGGCGCGCAGCAGGCUUUCGAACAAGUGAAACAAAUGUACGCUGAGCUGAAGAGAAGGAUGGAGCAGAGCCCAGCACUGGGAGAGCAGGGCAGCAGGGUGCAAAGCAUAGACCUGGAGGCACAGGCUCUUUUUGAGGAGACUUCGGCCAUAAUGCUCAGGAUGGAAACUUUACAGACAGAAAUUCAGGAAAGCAACAAGGCUUUGGUGUCCAAGUCGGCCAGGCUGUCGGGCCUGGAGGAGCGGGUGGGCAGGAUCCGGGACGCCAUCAACACGCAAGUGGCCUACUACGAGAGCUGCUCCUGAGCGGGCGCCCCAGCGGCGUUGCUUUCCUUCUCUGCAGACACUGACUUGUGUAUUUAUUCCCAUUUUCUGGCUGGAGUUCUCAUGUGCCUAUUUUUAGCAAAUGGAGUCUCUGUACCUCUGGAAAACAGCUGCACUGAGCCAAAGGAGCAACCCCACGGAGAGGGCUAACCUUGGCUGGCCUGGCCGAAGCUGCCCGGUGGUUGGGGGAAACGGGGGGAGAGACAUCGGUCUCCGAUGGCAAAUAAAAAUAUCCCCAAAGCUGUUAUUUCCACAGGGCUUUAUAAACCAAGAAAGUAUUUCUUUUUCUUUUGUUCUUUGUUUUAGCCAAUUCAAGCUCUUCAAGCUGAGUUUCAUGGUUCAAAUUAAAACCCUCAUGUGGGGUCUUUUAAUACCUUUAUCUAUAUUACAGUUAAUCCUUAAAACUU
Messenger RNA from Falco peregrinus (peregrine falcon), 4273 nucleotides. RefSeq names its product laminin subunit beta 3 (gene LAMB3). Lineage: Eukaryota; Metazoa; Chordata; Aves; Falconiformes; Falconidae. The transcript is spliced from 23 exons. The coding region runs from base 345 to 3848 and encodes 1167 amino acids. The record is from RefSeq and is a predicted model, not a curated record.